Medioppia subpectinata is the source of this 5964-nucleotide messenger RNA. Lineage: Eukaryota; Metazoa; Arthropoda; Arachnida; Sarcoptiformes; Oppiidae. The record is from the annotation of a GenBank genome assembly.
CAGAUAUUAGCCAUCGAUGGACAGCCAUUUUCCAGUGAUAUAUCACACGAAGAGGCCAUAAAUAUACUACAGCGCGCACAUGGAAUCGUGGAACUGGUGAUCGCGAGGGGACAGACAUCAAAGCAAUGCGAUUCACUUGAUUUGAAUGCCAAUCCAUCGGAUGUGUUAAUAGAGAGGUCGCCCUCAGGAGUUAGCGAUAGCUCUAAAGAUUCAAACGAUAUGGUGCUCAACACUGAAUGGGCACAAAUCGAGGCCAUAGAGCUCGACAAUGACGGCUCGGGUCUGGGCUUUGGAAUCAUUGGGGGCCGCAGUACUGGUGUUAUCAUCAAAACUCUGGUUCCGGGAGGUGUUGCUGACAGAGACAAUCGGUUGCAAAGCGGAGAUCAUAUUUUGCAAAUCAAUGACAUAAACAUGAGAGGAAUGGGUUCAGACCAAGUGGCACAAGUGCUCCGACAAACCGGGGCUCACGUGCGGCUGAUUGUCGCGCGUCCGGUCGACCCGACCUCCGAUUUGCAAGUGAUUCAAAGCAGUGCUCCAAUCGUUCCGACCAGAAGUCUCGCCGAUCCGGAAGACGUUGAAAAACAUUUGGCUUUAUUUCAACAGCAACAAUUGCAAGAACUGCCCAAAGAUAUACCACUGACCACAACCACUACAACGACUACACCCUUUACAAACGGUCACGAAUCCAAUUUACCCGUCGCUUCCAUCGGUUCCAUUACUUCCAUUCCAAUAGAAACGCAACAAAUCGCUCGAAUAGAUCUUCACAGCCCUCCAUUAGAGCUUCAGACAUCAGAAGUGACAGUAAGUGCUGGCAAUACAUCUGUGGUGUCGAAUGUGAAUCGAAAAGUUGAGGUCGAAAUCAAUAGUGAGAACCCAAUCGUUGCCAACACUGUUGUCGAAGAAUUGCCAGAAAUGGAGACUUUCGAAGUGGAGCUCAUCAAAGAUCAACAGGGAUUGGGUAUCACUAUUGCCGGCUAUGUAUGCGAAAAGGAGGAAAUAUCUGGCAUUUUUAUCAAAAGCAUAGCACCGGGUAGUGUUGCCGACCUCUCCAACCAAAUCUGUAUUAACGACCAAAUCAUUGAGGUGGACGGUCGGUCACUCUACGGCUAUACCAACCAUCAAGCCGUGGAAGUGCUACGAAAUACCGGGAAAAUAGUGAAAUUGCGUUUAGCCCGAUAUCUGAGAGGCUCUAAAUACGAACAGUUGCAACAGGCGAUUGCCAGCCCCGACCUCCCGGCCCCCUAUUACACACCACCGGGCGCUACAGUAAUACAGAUAUACGAUCAGUCGACUGAUGUCAGCCAAAACAGCCAAACCCUGAGUGCCAGUAGUAAUAAUAGCGAUAGUAGAAGUGGAUCCAAAUAUAAUGCAGAGCUUAUAGAAAAGUGGCAAAAUAUCAUUGGCUCCAGCUUUGAGAUUGUGAUUGCAAAUAUCGUGAGAGAAGGUCCGGGUCUCGGCAUCUCUUUAGAGGGAACGGUCGACGUGGAGAACGGCAACGAAGUUCGACCGCAUCAUUAUAUUCGAUCCAUUUUACCCGACGGUCCCGUCGGUGUCAAUGGUAUCCUAAGAAGUGGUGACGAGCUCUUGGAGGUGAACGGAACAACACUUCACGGAAUGAGUCAUUCAGAUGUGGUGCCUCUACUUAAAGACCUGUCAAUGGAAGUGCAAAUGAUUGCAAAUAUCGUGAGAGAAGGUCCGGGUCUCGGCAUCUCUUUAGAGGGAACGGUAGACGUGGAGAACGGCAACGAAGUUCGACCCCAUCAUUAUAUUCGAUCCAUUUUACCCGACGGUCCCGUCGGUGUCAAUGGUAUCCUAAGAAGUGGUGACGAGCUCUUGGAGGUGAACGGAACAACACUUCACGGAAUGAGUCAUUCAGAUGUGGUGCCUCUACUUAAAGACCUGUCAAUGGAAGUGCAAAUGGUUUGCGCCCGACCUUUAAAUCGUGAUAUUUUAGUCAACUUCGAUGCCAUCACUGAUGAUAAUCAGAGCUCAACGUCGCGAACGGAUUUAGAUUUUCAUUCGGUGAACAAUAGCCUCAUUUCGAUUGUACCCUCCAUUGAACGACUAGUCAAAGCAAAAUCUGACGGCUCUCUUGCGAUGACUGCGCCCACCGUUUCCAUAGCCUCGGACUUAACGAAAAUGAAGUCCCGCUCAUUAGAGCCGUUGACCGGACUGGCCAUGUGGUCAUCCGAAGUGGAAUUGAUUGAAUUAAUUAAAGGUGACAAAGGCUUGGGAUUUAGUAUUUUGGACUAUCAGGAUCCGAUGAAUCCGACUGAGACUGUGAUUGUGAUUAGAUCUCUGGUUCCGGGAGGUAUCGCCCAACAGGACGGCCGACUGAUACCGGGGGACAGACUGUUGUUCGUGAACGACACGGUGACCAACGACUUGGAUGUUGCGGUCAGAACACUGAAGACUGCGAGUAAAGGGAAAGUAGUGAUUGGUGUGGCAAAGCCUCUGCCACUGCCAGAGAGCACAGGUGCCAUUCACUGCAUACAAUCGCCAACCAAUAGUCAGGUCAGUGACUUUAGUCACUCGGCUCAGGCAAGUGCAUUGUAUAGGGAUCGGGGCUUAACUUCCGUUGAAGUGACAGAUCAGGCAAUACAGGAGCAGACAAUUGAUAUUUUAGACAAUAAGUCAUUUGAAUUAAGCGAACAAUCACUUCCAUCACUUCCAUCGCUUCCGCCACUUGUGAGCCAACCGUUGAGACCCGAAGAUGAAGCACAGUUCUCGAAAAAUCAAGUCUCACGUCAAGAGUCAAUAAAUUCGGUGAAUUCAGUCGAUUCGCAGAUCUCGUCGAGUGCCGUGUCCUUAGCCGAGCACCUCAUGUUUAACGUUGCCAUUGAACGCAACAACAAUGUUGUCAUAUCGUCGUCUCCCACCUCCAGUGCCAGUAAUCUAGUGUUUAGUGAGUCUCGCAGUUCAACCCCUCUUGACUACAGUUCCUCGCGAUCUCCCAGUCCUUCGUACCAUAACUUAAUGGCCAUUCCAUUACCCGUUGCUCUCGAGAGGACUAUAAAAAUUAGAAAAGGAACCGAACCUCUAGGUCUGACCCUCGAGUUGGCCGACAGAGGUAUUAAUGGUAUGAUUGUUAAGAAUACUUCCAAAACGGGUGCCAUCUUUCGCGACGGCCGCAUCUCAAGAGGCGAUCAUUUGCUGUCCAUUAAUAAUGAAAGCCUCAGAAAUAUAACUAAUUCUAAGGCGAGAGCUAUCCUGAGAAGAGCGCAACUCAUUGGCAAUGAAAUAAUUUUCAAAUAUAUUCCUGCGAGCGAUGCCGAGGUUCACAAACAAUCGUCACUACUAUCUAUGCAACACAACACACCCAACACUCCCACACCUCCGCUCGACAGGACUUCCCCCUCAGUGGGGCCACUACUCCGCCGGUCCCCCAGUCCCAGAUCUCCAUAUUUCGGACCCAAAUUAACGCUAAGUGAUAGCGACAGCGAUAUAGAGAUCACCUCUUUUGGCGAUCGGUCUGCGGUGUCAUCCGUGGCCUCAACGCCACCGCAAACGCAACCGACGCCCGACUUCUUAGACAAUUUAUACACUCGACCGCCGAUCGCAUCCAUUACAACAUUUAAGCCAUUAAUAAAGUCUUCAAAUAGUAUACUCGAUGCACAAGAGAUCGCUUCAAACUCCACUUCCAGUGAGUUUGCUGUGAAGACACAAGAGUUGGGGUCAACUCAUAGUCAAUCGCAACAAUCAUCUCAAGAAUUGAUACGAAUUGAAUCUUUAUCUCAAUCAUCACAUAAGGAGUCACCAAAAGUUUCUCCGAGAAAGUCAAAAGUGCCUGAAAACAGCCCAAAGCAUCCAAUGGACCAAAUAUGUAGUGAAAGUGACAAACAAUCGGUUUCUCCAGAAACUGGUUCCACAAGUAGUGACACGACAAACAACGCUAGCAUUACCUCAACUGUAACGCGACAAUGGGGUGAAGAAAGAGUCGUCCAAUUGAUCCGCGAACACAACAAGGGAUUAGGCAUUAGUAUUGUUGGCGGAAAAGUUGAACUCUUCAACACUUCUCUUGGAAAUGCCAUUUCCGGUAUUUUCAUCAAAAACAUUUUGGCCGACAGUCCGGCCGGACGUGAGGGCACUCUCAAGAGUGGAGAUCGCGUUCUCAGUGUCGAUGGCGUCGAUCUUCAAGAGGCGACUCACGACAGAGCAGUCGAAGCCAUCAAAAAUGCUAAAAAUCCAGUCAUUUUUAUGGUUCAAAGUCUAUUGCCUUUCAGCAAAGACAGCGCUUCCACAUCUAAUCUAAUGAAUAAAACCGAGACCUCAAUGGCUUCGAGCGCCACAUUAGCGGCCGUCGAAUCAGUGGCUGAAGAGAUCGGUUCUAUAGCUAGCGAUGAGUGCUGUAGUUCUCCUCAAUUAAGCGCUCCUCUCGAGUCUCACACCGCCGAUGACGACAAGGAUUCAAACAUUUUAGUCGAUUUAAAUGAUGUGACAGAAGAAGAUAAAGAAGUGACUGAAUCUGAGUUUGAUAUCAAUGGCAGAGAUCUGACCGGAAAGAUAAGGACAUCGAAAGGGGUUCAGAUCGAUAGAUCGAGUGCUGGAAACAUAAGAUUGAGUUCAACUGAAACACAGGAAUCAAAUGAAGACGAUUUGAAAGAAGACGAGUUCGGAUACUCUUCAAAAAAAGUGCAGAAAAAAUAUGGAGAUUUGAAUGGUUACGCGUUUUUAGUGGAUCUCUGCAAAGGACUCUCUGGUCUGGGAAUAAGUUUGGCCGGGAAUAGAGACCGAACCAAAAUGAGUGUCUUUGUCUGUGGUUUGCAUCCAAAGGGAAGCGCUUAUAAAGACGGAAGAAUACAAAUCGGAGAUGAAAUUCUUGAGGUGAACGGUAUUGUAGUUCAGGGCAGAUGUCAUCUGAACGCCUCUGCAAUUAUUAAGAGUCUCAUUGGACCCCUUUAUAGGAUUAUUGUCCUCAGAAGAGAUGGUGCCUUGAAUGAGAUGGCCGUUAAGCCUCUCACACAGUUUCCCGUCCACUUAGAGGAUGACAUCAUUGAAGAGAAAUACAGCAAAUAUAAAGGCGUCCGAACUAUAACUGUCCGAAAAGGCACUCAAGGCUUAGGAAUUAUGAUAAUUGAAGGAAAGCACACAGAAUUGGGUCGCGGAGUGUUUGUCUCCGACAUACAAGACGGCAGUCCCGCAGAAUUUGCUGGACUUCUUGUCGGAGAUAUGAUAUUAUGUGUGAAUUUAGUUGAUCUAAUCGGAGCCGACUAUGAAAUGGCCGCGUCAGCCCUUAAGAGUGAAUUGAAAAUUGCCGCGUCAGCCCUUAAGAGUGCUGAGGGAUUACUAACACUUGUGGUCGCAAAGCCAACCAAAAUCAGUGGUCAGGAUAUGUUUGUCGAAACCGAUUCCACAGAAAAUCUAUGCUCUGAUGAAACCAAAAAGGAAUUGAUUAAUCCACAACACAGUGACCUAAAGACGUGUCAAGUGAGGGGCGGGAAAGAGACUACCAUUGAGAUCGUCAAAGAGAAACUCGGAUUAGGACUCAGUAUUGUCGGCGGUUCCGAUACACCUCUGACUACCAUUGAGAUCGUCAAAGAGAAACUCGGAUUAGGACUCAGUAUUGUCGGCGGUUCCGAUACACCUCUGAAUGCAGUUAUUAUCCAUGAGGUAUAUCCCGACGGCGCGGCCGCACUCGACGGCCGAUUAAAACCCGGCGAUCAGAUCUUAGCCGUGAAUAAUGAAGACUUGAGAGACGCGUUACAUGAACGCGCGAUCGCAGCCCUUCGCCAAACACCUCCUGUCAUCAAAUUAACAGUUUUUAGAGACAACGCAGAGACACAAGAGGAAGACGCGAGUGAUAUGAUAGACAUUGAGUUACAUAAAAAGUCUGGCAAAGGCUUAGGAUUAAGUAUUGUUGGAAAGAAGAGCGGUUCCGGAGUUUUUAUUUCCGAAGUGGUAAAGGGAGGCAUCGCUGAAUCGGACGCUCGACCGCACCUUAUGGUUGGCGACCAGAUAUUAGAG